UCUUCCCUCCAAUCUCCCAUUUUUAUUUCUCAUAAAAAAAAAAUCAACAUUUCUGAAUCAGGGUCUUUUUCAUCUUAAAUAGCCAUUGCCAAUAUUUAAUUUUCUUGGAUUUUUAUUAAUUCUUUUUUUGAGUUUUUUCAUAUAAAAAUCCAAUCUUUGGGCCAUUUCUGUAUCUGGGGUAUUUUCUUUUUUAAUUUGGAAUUGAUCCCUUCAAUUGUCCUUUUUUUCCACUCAGAUUACAAUUCUUUUCUCUUGAAAACUUGAGCUUUUGAUAAUUCAUUGUAUCCAUUAUUUGGUUUAUUGUAUAGUAUUUAUGAAAAACCAUUGACCUAGAAAAGUCAAAUUCCUAUUUUUAUGUAUAUCUUCUCAACAUUGUUGUUAGCUUAUCAAAGGGGGUGUCUUUAGUUUGCAGCCUUUGAAGAAAUGUUAUAAUAAUAACCCCAUGUUUUUCGCCUUGGUUAAUUGAACUUGUAUACCAUUAUUGCUCAAUAAAAAUUUGAUCUUUUUCUUAUCCUUUUUUUCUUGAGUUAUUAAUAGUUAAGGUCAUUUGUUCAAAAUUAGUUUCUUGGUUUUGGUUUUUAACUUUAGUAGGUGGGGUUAUGUUUUUGUUCAAUAAAAAAUUGAUCUUUUUUCUUGUCCUUUUCCUCUGAGUUAUUCAUAGUUAAGGCCAUUUGAUCAAUCUUGGUUUUAUUUUUGAACUUUGGUAGGUGGGGCUAUGUUCUUGUUCAAUAAAAAAUUGAUAUUUUUGAUAAUUCUUUUCUUCUGAGUUAUUAGUUGUUAAGGUUAUUUCAUCAAAUUUGUUUCUUGGUUUUAUUUUUGAACUUUUGAUGGUGGGGGGUUAUGUUCUUUUUCAAUAAAAAAUUGAUCUUUUACUUAUCCUUGCUCUGAGUUAUUUAAUAGUUAGGUCAUUUGAUCAACCAGAGAAGGUGGGGUUUUUGUGAUUUUGUCAUUUUUUGUCUGGGGAAAAGAUGAAGCUUUUAGUAAGAGUUAUUGAAGCAAGAAACAUACCAGCUAUGGACCCAAAUGGGUUCAGUGAUCCAUAUGUGAAAUUGUCAUUGGGGAAACAGAAGUUUAAGAGUAAAGUUGUGAAGAAAUGUUUAAAUCCAUCAUGGUGUGAGGAAUUUGCUUUUAAAGUAGAUGACUUGAAGGAGGAGCUUAUUAUUUCUGUUUUGGAUGAAGAUAAAUACUUCAAUGAUGAUUUUGUUGGACAAAUUAAAUUUCCAGUUUCUCAGGUUUUUGAUGCCAAUGACAAGUCCCUUGGCACUGCUUGGUAUACUUUGCAGCCCAAGCAAAAGAAGGGCAAAAACAAGGAUUGUGGUCAAAUUCUUCUCACAAUAAGUUUCUCGCAAGGCAAUACAUUGGCAGACUUGCAAUCAGUUGGUGAUCAUGUAUCACUGUCGAAGAAGUUGUCUGAUGUGGUAUCUGAAUCUCCUUUGUCUUCCAAUGGCCCCUUGAGAUCAUCUUCUCCUCUGAGAUCUGAAGAAGCAGCCUCUUCAAAGGAGGAGAAGCCUCAUGCGCAGACCUUUGCUGGUCGAAUUGCUCAAAUUUUCAACAAGAAUGGGGAUGCAGUAUCCACAACUAACUCGAAAGCUCCAGAUGUUACAGUGCCGCCUGAAACAGCAAGUACAGCUGCUUCUGAGAAUGCACAAGAGGAACAGUCCACAUCGGGGAACUUUCAAGAACUAUUGAAAAGCAUUGAGGCAAGAGAACAACCAAGCGAAGUUCCAAACCUUUCUGGAGUAGUAGUGGAUCAAUUGUAUGCUAUUGCCCCUCAUGAAUUGAAUUUGUUCCUUUUCUCACCGGAUUCGGCCUUCUUUAAAUCCUUAGUAGAUAUUCAGGGGUCCACGGAGUUGCGAGUUGGACCUUGGAAACUUGAAAAUGGUGGUGAAAGUUUAAAAAGAGUGGUUAGUUUUAUCAAAGCUGCAAGUAGAUUAAUCAAGGCUUUAAAAACUACAGAGGAACAAACGUAUCUUAAAGCUGAUGGGAAGUCUUUUUCUCUUUUAUGUAUUGUGAGUACCCCAGAUGCCCCAUAUGGAAGCACGUUCAAGGUAGAAGUGCUUUACAGCAUUACUCCUGGUCCUGAGCUGCCUUCAGGAGAACAGUCUUCAAGGUUAGUAGUUUCAUGGCGCAUGAAUUUCUUGCAAAGCACUAUGAUGAAAGGUAUGAUAGAAAAUGGUGCACGGCAAGGUAUUAAAGAGAGCUUUGAUCAGUAUGCAAAUUUAUUAUCUCAGAACGUAAAGCCAGUUGACGCGAAGGACCUAGGUUCAGAGAAAGAACAGAUUUUGGCAUCUAUAGAAGUGGAGCACCAGUCCGAUUGGAAGCUGGCUUUCCAGUAUUUUGCUAACUUCACUAUAAUUUCAACCUUUUUCAUUGGGUUAUAUGUAUUUGUGCACGUCUUGUUGGCCAUGCCUAGCACAAUACAGGGGCUUGAGUUUGUUGGUCUUGACUUACCUGAUUCUAUUGGUGAGCUAAUUGUGUGUGGAGUGCUAGUACUUCAAGGAAAACGGGUGCUAGAGCUGAUAUCACGCUUCAUGCGAGCUAGGGUACAAAAAGGAAGUGACCACGGCAUCAAAGCACAAGGGGAUGGUUGGCUGUUGACUGUUGCCUUGAUUGAAGGAAACAACUUGGCAGCUGUUGACACAAGUGGGUUCUCUGACCCGUAUGUGGUGUUUACAUGCAAUGGGAAAACUAGAACCAGUUCAAUCAAGUUCCAAAAGUCUAGUCCCAAAUGGAAUGAAAUAUUUGAAUUUGAUGCAAUGGACGAUCCCCCAUCUGUUCUCGAUGUAGAAGUGUUUGAUUUUGAUGGACCUUUUAGUGAAGCUACAUCUCUUGGGCAUGCUGAAAUCAAUUUUGUCAAAACUAAUAUAUCAGAUCUGUCUGAUGUUAUGGUUCCUCUUCAAGGAAAGUUAGCACAGGCCUGUCAGUCUAAGCUGCAUUUAAGAGUUUUCUUGAAUAAUACCAAGGGUAGCAAUGUUGUCAAAGAUUAUCUGUCUAAGAUGGAGAAGGAAGUUGGGAAGAAGAUAAAAGUACGAUCUCCUCAGACUAAUUCAGCAUUCCAAAAGCUUUUUGGGCUUCCACCAGAGGAAUUUCUCAUCAAUGAUUUUGCCUGUCACUUAAAACGCAAGAUGCCCCUCCAGGGCCGUCUGUUUUUGUCUGCAAGAAUAAUCGGUUUCCAUUCUGAUCUAUUUGGACAUAAGACCAAUUUUUUCCUUCUUUGGGAAGAUAUUGAAGACAUUCAAGUUGAAUCCCCUACUUUGGCAUCAAUGGGUAGCCCGAAUGUUAUCAUGACUUUAAAGCCAGGUAGAGGUUUUGAUGCAAGGCAUGGUGCCAAGACUCAAGACGAGGAAGGCAGGCUGAAGUUUCAUUUCCACUCUUUUGUCUCUUUUAAUGUGGCUCACAGGACUUUCAUGGCAUUGUGGAAAGCAAGAGCUUUGAGUCCCGAGCAGAAGGUGCAGAUAGUUGAAGCCGAAGCCGAAGCUAAAAACCUUCAAAUGGCAGAAGAGGAUUCAAUAGGCAGUGACUUCCAAGCUGCAGAUGAUGACUCCGAAGGCAAAAGCCUUCAAUCAGAAGAGGGUGGAUCAUUCGUCGGUAUGGAGGAUAUAAAUAUGUCUAUCGUUUAUUCCUCUGUACUUUCAGUUCCAACGGAGUUUUUCAUGGAAUUAUUCAGUGGGGGUGAACUUGAUCGUAAGGUCAUGGAAAGAGUCGGUUGUCUUAAUUAUUCUUGUAGUCCCUGGGAAGAAUCUGAUAAGCCUGAUGUGCAUCAGAGGCAACUUUAUUAUAAAUUUGAUAAGUGUAUUUCCCGUUAUCGAGGUGAAAUGACAAGCACGCAGCAGAGGUCUCGCCUGUCUGAUAAAAACGAUUGGCUUAUAGAAGAGGUCAUGACUCUUCAUGGCGUUCCACUGGGUGAUUAUUUCAAUCUUCGCCUGGGAUACCAAGUUGAGAAUGUCCCCUCAAGAUCGACAAGAUGCAGCGUACAGGUACAACUGGGAAUCGCUUGGUUGAAAUACUCGAGACAUCAGAAAAGGAUCACGAAAAACAUAAUUUCUAAUAUGCAAGAACGCCUAUUAGUCAUGUGUAGCGGAGUUGAGAAGGAAUAUCUCUCGAAAUCUGAUCCCCUCGUGAUCUAGAGGGUUCGUUGGCGUUUGCAGAACUUUAUAUUAGAAGGACUAACAUAGUUCAUUGAAGCGCUGUUGUUGUAUAGUUCUUGAGUCACUAACAAGUGACUGGAAGCAGCAAAAUGUGUAAAACUUACACUGGUCAAGACAACGAUCUCCCACUCACAACGUUUGAUUGGUACGUGUUUAAACUUCUUGUUUGAUACCGACCCCAACUUGUUUGGGAUUUAGGUGCAGUGGUUGUACAACAUCUCACAUUCGAGUAGAUUUGCAACGAUAUUUUUUAUUUUUUUUGGACAUGAAGAACUUUGAUCACUUCAAACUAUAGGAUGAGGAGAAUUUUUUUGGUAUGUAUAUAAUGUCCACAAUUCUAGGAUUUGAUUAGUUCUUUUGGAAGUCCAAUGUAUUCUGUUUAUAUUUGGCUAAGUGAAAAUGAAAACCAUUCAUGAUAA
Solanum tuberosum (potato) is the source of this 4567-nucleotide messenger RNA. Its product is annotated as C2 and GRAM domain-containing protein At1g03370. The transcript has 9 exons. The coding region runs from base 969 to 4127 and encodes 1052 amino acids. The record is from RefSeq and is a predicted model, not a curated record. Lineage: Eukaryota; Viridiplantae; Streptophyta; Magnoliopsida; Solanales; Solanaceae.